Molecule: messenger RNA, 1314 nt
Organism: Leptosia nina
Lineage: Eukaryota; Metazoa; Arthropoda; Insecta; Lepidoptera; Pieridae
Source: the annotation of a GenBank genome assembly
AUGACGCACAACAGCACAGCCUUCAUCGGAGGGGUCCUCAUUCUAAAAACCCUGACCGGCGAAUCCAUUGAAGUCCUGGAAGAACCGAAAUCCAAUAGGACAACAGACAUCAUCGAUGUUAAGAUAGUUCAGGUUGCAUUCUGCAUCCUAUACUCUGUGAUCUUUAUACUAGGAGUCUUCGGAAAUGUUCUCGUCUGCUAUGUGGUCUUCAGGAACAAGGCGAUGCAAACAGUCACAAAUCUAUUCAUAACAAACCUCGCCUUAUCCGAUAUUCUACUGUGCAUUUUCGCCGUACCCUUGACGCCUAUGUACACAUUCCUCGGACGAUGGGUCUUCGGGAGGUUGUUAUGCCACUUAAUGCCAUACGCCCAGGGGACCAGCGUCUACAUAUCCACACUCACCCUGACCUCGAUAGCUAUAGAUAGAUUCUUCGUGAUUAUAUACCCGUUUCAUCCCCGCAUGAAGCUUAAUACUUGCGUAUUCAUUAUAAUAUUCAUAUGGCUGUUCUCCCUAGUGGUCACUUGCCCUUACGGCCUGUUUAUGGGGAUACAGAUUACAAACAACAAGACAUACUGCGAGGAGAGCUGGCCGUCUGAUAAAUCUCGAAAGAUAUUCGGAGUUUUCACAACUGUCUUGCAGUUCCUCAUACCGUUUCUAGUCAUAGCUAUUUGUUAUACGUGCGUUAGUAUAAGAUUGAACGACCGGGCGCGCUCGAAACCCGGUGCAAAAAAUACAAGGAGAGAAGAAGCGGAUAGAGAUAGAAAGAGACGCACGAACCGAAUGUUGAUCUCGAUGGUCGCCAUAUUCGGUAUAUCGUGGCUCCCGUUGAAUUUAAUUAACAUUUUCAACGAUUUUUAUGCUCAAAUGACUGAGUGGAAUUAUUAUUACGUCUCGUUUUUCCUCGCUCACUCGAUGGCGAUGGCGUCUACUUGCUAUAAUCCGUUUCUCUACGCCUGGUUGAAUGAUAACUUCAGGAAAGAAUUCAAACAAGUCCUCCCGUUUUUCGAGUCAAGUGGGGGAGUCAGAAAUAGUUAUCACUCAGGGCGGAUGCCUACGCAUAAGGCGGAUAAAAUAUGCAAUGGUAAUGAUACAAUACAGGAAACGUUAUUAGCUUCUUCUUUUAACCGAGGACCGUCGAUAAAACAGAAGAUAUUAGAAGGAAAUGGGAAGAAAGAGGGCGUGGAAGUUGAGAAUAUUCUGCUUGAAGAUAAAUCAAUUUUGCAUGCGAAAAAUGAACUCAAUUUGCAGUUGAUUGACGAGGAAUCGCAAUUUAAUGAACCAAAGGAGACGAUCCUGCCCUCGAGCAACGAAUGA